AGUGGCAUUAUGGUCUUGUGAUGCAGCUGUAUUGCUUGGAAGAGAGAAACAACUGAGGAAGACAAGAGAUCAGAAACCAAGUGAACUGAAGUGAAGACUGCAUCAGCCACCAUUAGAGGACAUGGACUCCAUCAGCAGUAGAAACCAGGGGUUUUGGGGAGGACGUAAAAUGAUCAUCCUGUUUGCAGGUGGUUUCUGUGGCAUAGCUCCAAAAACAGGAUCUCUUCUAGCAGGUGUCUACAUGAUUCUGAUGACCAAUAUGUACCUCAUCUUCGAAGCAGGUCACCUAAAUCGCUCCUUAGUUCAGUUACAGGUAUACCAGGCCGAACAUUACUCAGGUGGCCUAAUGUGGGUCAUUCCAUAUUGCUAUUAUUUAGCAAUCGCCCUGGCCCUUGUAACUUAUCCUGUAUGUAUUUACUUCUUCUAUUCCAUCCACAAGCGACACACUGUAGGAAUGUUUGUCUACAUUGCUUGGAUAAUCUUCUAUGAUCUAGCCAAUGUUGUCCUCCUAAUCCUGACUAGCAAUGCUGCAAAGACCGCUAUGUUUUCAUUAAGUGUUUUGGAAUGGUUUGGGUUGGCCACUAGGAUCCCCACAGACUGUUUUUGGCUCUGCUUUAUCAUAACAUAUGUUCUGAUGAUUUUUGAAGGUAGAAGCACAGGGAGGAUGUCACUGAAGUCAAGGCGGAUAUCAAGACAUGUGGCAGAGCCUCCUAGGUUUAGGUUGGGUAUCAAUACUCGGAGAGUUCAAUGA
This is a messenger RNA of Rhineura floridana, 751 nucleotides long. RefSeq names its product transmembrane protein 217-like. The record is from RefSeq and is a predicted model, not a curated record. The transcript is spliced from 3 exons. Bases 122 to 751 code for a protein of 209 amino acids. NCBI's taxonomy places the organism in Eukaryota, Metazoa, Chordata, Lepidosauria, Squamata, Rhineuridae.